Messenger RNA from Oreochromis niloticus (Nile tilapia), 2826 nucleotides. It is a transcript of the gene prrc1, whose product is annotated as proline-rich coiled-coil 1. Gene Ontology annotation, molecular function: protein kinase A regulatory subunit binding. The record is from RefSeq and is a predicted model, not a curated record. NCBI's taxonomy places the organism in Eukaryota, Metazoa, Chordata, Actinopteri, Cichliformes, Cichlidae. The transcript is spliced from 9 exons. Gene Ontology annotation, cellular component: cytoplasm. Bases 134 to 1450 code for a protein of 438 amino acids. Gene Ontology annotation, biological process: activation of protein kinase A activity.
CACACUGGAGCAGACGUGGCAAAGCACCACGUCAUCACUGUGGGCCGGCGCUUUAUUAUUAUUUAUGGGUGCAUUGUGUUAGUACCGCCAGCAGCUAUUCUGGGCUGAAGUUAAAAUAAAUACUACAGAGAAUAUGAUGGAAGAAAGUGGGAUUGAGACUACACCUCCUGCCAGCCCUACCCCUCCUCUGACUGUGGGUGGCCCAGUCGGAAGCCUGCCCACCACUGCUGGUCUGUCCACUUCACUGCCUCUCCCAGGAACAAUCAGUUCCCCCUCAGUCUCGACUUCUCUCCCCAGUGUCCCACCACUUCCUGCCUUCAGCAGCCCUCUGGCUGCACCGCUUCCCCUUUCUUCCCAAUUUCCCCCUGCCUCAACACUGGCCUCACCUUUCACCAGCAGCUCUGCCGUCCCUCCUGCUGCCUCCUUCUCUUUGCCUCCUCAGGCCUCUUCCAUCAGACCACCUCCUACUGCUUCCAGCAUGUUGGCCCCUCCUGUAGGUCCACCUGUAUCGAGCUUCUCUGUGGGUGCAGGAUAUGACAUCACACGAGGUCAUGCUGGUCGAACCCCACAGACACCGCUGAUGCCAACAUUUUCCAGUCCUGCUUCUAUACCAGGUGUGGUGUCCAACCCCAUGCUUCAGCAGUCAGUCAUUAGAGGAGGAUUAGAUACUGGAUCUUCAAUCACUUUCCCGGAGGAACAGGAGGAUCCCAGAGUGUCUGGAGACACCAACAGUGGUGGAGGCAUCUGGGGCUUUUUCAAGGGAGUAGCAGGAAACGCUGUAGUAAAGACAGUCUUAGACAAAACCAAACACUCUGUGGAGUCCAUGAUCACUACUCUUGAUCCUGGCAUGGCCCCAUACAUGAAGUCUGGUGGGGACAUUGACAUUGUUGUGACUUCAGAUAAGGAGAUGAAUGUGGGGGCCGUUAGAGAUGCUUUUCAGGAGGUUUUUGGGCUGGCCAUGGUCACUGGAGAGUCUGGUCAGUCAAACAUAGCUCCACAACCUGUGGGCUAUGCCGCUGGUGUCAAGGGGGCUCAGGAGCGCAUUGACAGUCUGCGUCGAGCUGGUGUGAUCCACGAGAGACAGCCAGUGGUCUCUUUAGAAAACUUCAUUGCUGAACUUUUUCCUGACAAGUGGUUUGACAUUGGAUGUUUAAUCCUUGAGGACCCUGGUCAGAACAUUCACAUCGAGGUCUUCACUCAGGCAACCCCUAUAGCAUUAGAGCACGUCCAGCAGGCUCAGUCCAUGACCCCUCCUGACUACAGCCUGCGCUGGUCAGGUCUGAGUGUUACCGUGGGUGAGGUCCUGGAGCAAAACCUUCCCAACAUCAACAGAACAGACUGGCACCAGGCCAUGACAGGCCUAACCCAACGCCAGAUGAUCCACAGUGCUUCCAAAGCUCUGGCUGGUAUCUACAAACAGCAGUUGCUUCCCAGGACUACGUCAGGCUGAAUGCUUCAAGUUUCUGUGACAUACUGAGAGGCGGUGGACAGUAAACUAGCUGAUGGGACAUGAAGGGACAUGAAAUCCCUAUCCUCCAUCCAUCUGUCCUGCACAACAAAGCCAACUGCACAUUUCGUUAAAGAUGUUUGUGCCCACAGAAGUUUUGCUGGCAUUCUCGUGUAUUUUAAUGGGUUUUACUGAAAAUUUAGAUUGCAUUUUGUUACGAUCAAGCUAUAAUGCUUUCUGAUCCUCUCUUCAUCCUUUUUAAAAAUGUUUAUCAGUAUAAGCACAUAUUAAGGCAAAGUUUAGUGUUUUAUUUAGGCAUUCUUACUCUUAAUGUAGAGCUUUUGUCCCAUUUGUACUUUUCUGUACCCUAAGUCCAGAUUUAGAAGGAAUAAUGCAGCAACUACCUGAUGUGAUUAGGCUGAAUGAAACAUUAAGAAGCCCUACAAUAUAGGAAAAAAUCUUUUUUUGGGGGGGCGGUGUAUUUUCUACCAUGCCCUAGGGCCAUUAUAACCAGCUACUCCCUAUACAAUGUACUAACUGCAUGCCAACAUCUCUUGUUACUCCAGACUUUUUGCUGCACUCAUCCAGGGCUUAAUCACUAAUUUGUAAGCUUCAUACCCAAAACUUUCCUCUGACGUCAAACAAGUUUAGACAGAAUGCAGCUUCCUUUUUUUUUUCUUUCUUUUUUUUUUUGGCAGUGUAAAUAAAAUCCAAUUGGAAUUGCAGUUAUCAAACAUUAAUUGUUAUGAUUAACUGUUAUUUGUUGAUACAAUGCUCAGUUAAUACAAAAAUAAAUAUAAUUGACCAUUUAACCCGAACAAAAAAAAAUUGAGCCAUGUCAUUACAACAUAUCUAUACAUAAAAAUCUUAAUUUCACAUAUUGUUACCUUGAUGAAUGUGACCUAAAUUAACUUUGUAGCAAACAGCAGACAUCUUCCUGAUGCUACUGACCUCCAUCAGCAGGAUAAUACAUCCUUCAGUAUCACAAAAACUGCUAAUGGAUGGUUCAAGCACUGUAGCAUGGAGUGUUGAGACUGGCCCAAGCCUUCCGUGACAUAAAUCCAGUUGAGGGCGACGAGUCAUAUUUGCAGACUCCUUGGAUGGCCACCCAAUUAAUGAAGUAUUUCGAUUCAUUGUCCUACAUAAAGACCAUGGCUGACUUGAAUGCUAAUACAAAUUUAUACAUAAAGUGUUUCUGUCCCAUGCAGCUAAACCAUAACAAUGAUUUACUUAAUUUAUUUCUUAGGGCUUCAAGUGGUAAGAAACUGUCAGAAACACUAGAUCUAACUUUCUGUCAGUUACAGUUGGGUGUAAAGAAUAUUCUUAUGCAUAUCUUGUGCUGUGCCUUUUUACAUAAAUAAAUCACUUUUUAAUGCUGA